GGGCAGCUCUCCCUCCCGCGGCAGCCAUGGCAGAGGGCUCCGAGAAGGUGCCCAUCGCCCGAGCGGGGCCCGAGGAUGUGGAGCAGUGCUUGCCCCCCGCGUACGCGGCGGCGGCGGCGGCGCCCCCCGGGCCGGGGCGGCUGCUGAAGGCGGGGGCGGCCGUGCUGAUCGCCGGAGCCCUCCUGCUGCUGGCCGGGGCCAUCGGCGCCUUCUACUUCUGGAAAGCCACCGAGCGGCAGGUGUACAAUGUUCACUAUACCAUGAGCAUUAAUGGAAAAGUACAAGACGGAUCGAUGGAAAUAGAUGCUGGAAACAACUUAGAGACAUUCAAAACGGGAAGUGGGAGUGAAGAGGCUGUUGAAGUUCAUGAUUUUCAGAUUGGCAUCACUGGGAUCCGUUUUGCUGAAGGAGAAAAGUGUUACAUCAAAGCUCAGCCAAAAGCUCACGUCCCCGAAGUUGAUGCCAUGACUAAAGCGAGCCUCUCCUCUGAGCUGGAAGAUGAAAUCAUGCCUGUGAGAUUCGACGAAAACUCCCUUAUCUGGGUGGCUGCAGACGAGCCUAUCAAGCAUAACAGUUUCCUAAGCCCCAAAAUUCUAGAGCUUUGCGGGGAUCUUCCAAUUUUCUGGCUGCGACCAACAUAUCCCAAAGAUAACCAAAGGAGAGAAAUGAAGAGAAACAAACGCCAAACAGAAUCAAACUUUGAUACGGAAGACUUGGAAGCUGCUAUGGAAGAAGUAAACACCAGAUCACCCACCACACAGCUGAAUCAGGAGCUUGGGCACCAAGCUAAUGAAACAGGGCCAAUGGGACAAGAAACCGAUGAAACACUUAAUCCAGACAACCCAUACAACCAGCUGGAAGGCGAAGGGAUGGCUUUUGACCCCAUGCUGGACCACCUGGGCGUGUGCUGCAUCGAAUGCCGGCGGAGUUACACGCAGUGCCAGAGGAUCUGCGAGCCCCUCAUGGGCUACCACCCAUGGCCCUACAACUACCAGGGCUGUCGCACCGCCUGCCGCAUCAUCAUGCCCUGCAGCUGGUGGGUCGCUCGCAUCAUGGGUGUCGUCUGAGGGGGGGGAAAAAAGCAUCCCGGAUCCCUGACAAAACAAGGGGGGGAAACGCAACGACCACAAACUGGUAACAGGCUACAGCCAAAGCAGCAGUACCAAUCCUGGCUUUAAAAAAAAAAACAAAACAAAAAAUCCAGAGUGUGUGUUACUGCACCAAAAGCCAAGUCAGGUGUUCUCACUGAAAAUAAAAAUUUUAAGUUAACGUUCCAUUAGUUUUACAAGUGACAAGGGUGUACUAGCACUUAGUGAAUUCGAAACCUAAGACAUCCCCCCCAAAAAGACAAUAUGAAAACUUUGCUCACAAACUGGUUUAUAGAAUCAUAGAAUCAUAGAAUUGCCCAGGCCGGAAGGGACCUCCAAAGGUCAUCUAGUCCGACCUCCCCGCAGUCAGCAGGGACACCCCCAACUAGACCAGGUUGCCCAGGGCCUCAUCGAGCCUCACCUUGAAUAUCUCCAGGGAUGGGGCCUCAACCACCUCCCUGAGCAACCUGUUCCAGUGCUUUAGCAGUCUCCAGAAGCUUGCUCGUAAAGCCAACCUCAGCCUUUCACAACCAACUCCCCUCUUUCCAAGCUAGAUGUGAAAAUUACGUCCAAUUAGGCGACUAGCUCAACUGGUAGGCUGGGGAGUACCUUUCAUCCAUGCAGCUUACUUAAAUAAAUCACAAGUUAGGUUGCUCCCCGUCGCUGUUCAUACCGAGUUGCCAGGUCAUUAUGGAUGGUUCUAAACCAAUUAGAGCAUCCCUUUCCCACAAAGCUGCUCCAGGGGCCAGGGGAAAGCACGUGUCGUGCUCAAUCGGAAACAACUGGCAGGAGAAGGGAGGGGGCUGCGGGAGGGGGAUGUGCGCGGCUGCAGAAUCAAAACCCUUCGCACAUCCCAGCAUCAAAAAAACCCCAGCACCAAGAACCCUGUAUCCACGACACCGCCACAGUGUCUAACAACUAUCUGCUACCCAGCCACUACAGCAAAAAGUAGUUACAGGCAGUCGCAGACCAAAGAGUCUCGAGACCCUUCAGAAUCUGCAACAGCCGCCAUGUUUAUAAAUCCUUGAAGUAGACACUUUUGACACGAGAUUACAACCCCUCUUUAUUCCACGAGGAUAGCAGCCACCCAUUCCAGCUCCGCGAGCUUCCCUGAAGCCAACCUCCCUUCCCUGCAAAGAGAAACUGCUUACCAGUGAGGAGGGAAAAAAACAGAAAAAGGGGGGGAAAAAAAAAGAUAGAAAUAGGUUUAUAACCUCACCCUUUUUUGCUUACUUGCAAAACUCUGUAAUUACUGGGAUUGAUCCUAUUGCGUAUUAAAUCUCUAAGGAAGGUACUAAGCUGAAACACAAAAACGGAAUGGCUUAGGAUUUCUAGCCUUGAAAAACCAAGACCAGAGUAUCGCGCUGCCUUCAUCCACACGAUACAUCUUGAACUCCACCAGGGAGUUUAUGGAGCCAUCUACAUGGGCUUUAAAUGCAGAAUGGUCCCAUUUUUCUUAGGCAUUCAUUUUUGUGACUAAACACCUCUUGAGAUGUUGCAAGCCUCCUAAUGUUAUUAACACCGCGUGACACACAGAAAAGAGGAAUUAAUUUGACAUAAUCGUGGCUUAAAGAAAAUAAAGACAACCUCAUGUGGAAUGCUAAACUGCGUAUCUAAAAAGCAAAGUGUUAAAUGAGAGUAAGAUGAGAAUAGAAUUCAGUAUUUUGCUCUAUUGUAGUGUUUUUCUGAAUAUAAGCUUCACCUUCCCUUAAUCUGAAGAACAGACUUGCUUUGAAAUAUUUAAAUUAAAAACUUCUUAAAGUGGGAUUUCAAGGCCUGUUAAAUUUGAGUUUCUGCUUUUUGAAAUGAAAAUGACCUUGAUGAUUACGUUGUUGUUGUAGAAGUACACCAUUUGUAUGCUUAGAAAAGUUGGGUUUCCUUUUGUUUUGGUUUGUGGGGUUUUUUUUUAUUGCAGAUUAAACAAACACAUGAAAAAA
Messenger RNA from Calidris pugnax (ruff), 3025 nucleotides. It is a transcript of the gene CNMD, whose product is annotated as leukocyte cell derived chemotaxin 1. The transcript has 7 exons. Gene Ontology annotation, biological process: negative regulation of endothelial cell proliferation; negative regulation of angiogenesis. The record is from RefSeq and is a predicted model, not a curated record. NCBI's taxonomy places the organism in Eukaryota, Metazoa, Chordata, Aves, Charadriiformes, Scolopacidae. Bases 27 to 1067 code for a protein of 346 amino acids.